This is a messenger RNA of Kwoniella botswanensis, 855 nucleotides long. RefSeq lists its product as uncharacterized. The record is from RefSeq and is a predicted model, not a curated record. The coding region runs from base 1 to 855 and encodes 284 amino acids. The transcript is spliced from 3 exons. Lineage: Eukaryota; Fungi; Basidiomycota; Tremellomycetes; Tremellales; Cryptococcaceae.
AUGUCUCUAUCUGACUUGGCCGAGCCCUCCUCUUCCUCCUCCUCGUCUUCCGCUUCUCAAACCUCAGUCCAACCCACUCCCACUCGAAUAUCACUUACCGUCCCUACCUCUCUUUUGAUCUUACCACCUACAGCAGCGUUGAUAGGACUCUCGAUAGGUCUAGUCAGAGGAGGUAAUAGAUCGAGAUUGAGGUUUUUAGCUGAGAACGCCCAUAGACAACCUAAAACAGUACAGGGAUGGUACUUCUACACGAAAACCCGUAAUUACCGAGUAUUUUUCGGUGCCGCCAAAACAGGAUCUAAAUACGCCUUAGGCCUCGGAGGGGCAACAGCAACUUACGUGUUGCUAGAUGAAAGUAUAGGAUACAUACGAGAAAGUAUAUUUGGACCUAAGGGCGUACAGGAUCCCACACCUGGAGGGAGGGGUUUAUUAGAGGAUAGAGAGAAGAAAGAAAGAGCUAGUUGGAGGAAGGGUGGAGUGGGGUGGGAAGAUGGGGGUAUCGCUGGGGGGUUGAUGGGGCUAGGUGUAGGUGUUGGAUACCGCUUACCCCGUCCACUCUUCAUUCGAUCCAUAAUAAUGGGAACACUCCUUGGAGCAUUAACAUCCACGAUGCAAGUCGCUCAAGCGCAUAUAGGUAAAAUGAGAGAAGAGGAGGAACUGAAAGUCGCUAGAACACAGCCUGAGACAGUGGCUAUAACGACGGAAGAAGUGAUACCGACGUCCAAUAAGACUAUAGGGGAUAAGUCGAUGGUCAUAGAUCCUCAGAGGGAAGCUAUGCCUGUUGAUCAGAUACCGAUAGAUGAUGAUGAAGGUAAAAGUUGGUUUGGUAAAAUACGGAGUAAGGUUGGUAUUUAG